AUGGAUCAUACUACAAGAUUAUUUUUCUUAUACUUUAUAAUUAAUUCAAUCGGAACUGUUAUUCUUGUGUCUAUGCGAGACUGGUCAAAGAAUGAUGUUAUAAUUGACAUUAAUAAAGGCUAUACUCUUCAACGAUUAGGUCUAUACUCACCUAAUCUCGUAGAAGAAGUCAUACAUACGUUCGUACCUAUAUCUAGAUUUUGUAUUACGUCCCCACAAACAGAUACAUGUCAAUAUGCAUCAGCACCGACAGAUAGAAAUAUGGCACUUCUCACUACUAUGAUGUCAUCUAAUAGUAUCAUUCAUAGAUUCACAUCGUAUAACAGUGAAAAUGUAUCGAGACUGAUAGGAAAAGACAUGAUUCGAGUGCUCGCAGAACAUCAUCCAGACAAUAUUAUUAGACAUACCAAAUCAAUCAUCCAUUUUGUUAGUAAUAAAUUCUUUUACAAUAAGACUGUCGUCGAUACCUUCACUACAACAACACCAGGCAGCACUAUUGAAAGUAAACCCAUUAUUUCUCGUGUUCGCUCAGAUUUAAUUGACAAAUUUCUCAAACAGAUAAGUAGCAAUAUCAAUAAAGUUGGUUUAGAGUUUUUAUCUAGCGGUGAUUUGAAAAUAUUUUUAGCUGCAGCAUUUUCUACUGUCGACAGUUACUACACUGUCUCUAAUACUCAAGAGUCCCUCGAUACUUUCUUUCAGUAUGUUGUAGGACAAUCAAUUUUUGCACUCCGCUACUGUUCAUUAGUUCAAGACAAUUCAUUGCCAUCUCAACCAUGCAUAGCUAUCUCUACUUUAUUCUUGCGUAUUCAACCUGACACUUCAUUGACAUAUUCAAUUUAUCGGUUAACUGCAUUACCAAUCGUUCACAACAACGACAUGUAUGUAUAUACAAAUCUGCCACAGGUAAUUGGUAUAGAUCAUAUCGAUCGAAGAGUAAUCACAUGGAAAGAAGAUGUCGACAUCAAACAGUGCAUAUUUUCACGUAUUGCUUUAUGCAAAAAAUCACCGAUUUCAAAAUCAUUAGCAAAAUCUUCAUGUCUUUCACAACUAUUAGACAAUACUCAAACAACUACAGAUAUGUGUCAAGUUACUCGAUCCACAGAUAUCGAACAAGAUUUUAUGCAAAUUGAUAAUGAAUUAUGGCUUUUCUUUAAUAUACACCGUGCCGAACAAUGUCAUAUUUAUUCGAAUUCCAAUGAUCACACCGAAUCAAUUUCAAUCAAUGAACCUGCUCUUGUGAAUAUACCUUGUAACAAAUCAGUUCAAUGCAUCGAUACUCAAAUGCCUAUUACAUCUUGUACUCCACAUCGAACACUCGUGACUGCUAGUCAAAUAUCAAAUUCUAAAACGCAACCACGCAUUUUUCUUCCAAUAAAAAAUAUGAUAAAAAUGAUAGUCUCAUCGUAUGAAUCCCAGUUUGGAAAAACAAUCAAUGAAUUAAUAGAUAUUGUAUCAUCGAAAAAACCAAGCAUUAAACAGAUUUUACAAAUGGGACUAACAUACACUUUAACUGCUAUUUCUCUUCUUCUAAUUGUAUUGUUUCUUUAUCUCUUCAAACUCGUCAAAUUAAAAUUUCAACAAGACACAAAGUAUCUUAAAUCAUCUGUACAUAAAAUACUCUCAUUAUAA
Messenger RNA from Rotaria socialis, 1629 nucleotides. Lineage: Eukaryota; Metazoa; Rotifera; Eurotatoria; Philodinida; Philodinidae. The record is from the annotation of a GenBank genome assembly.